AGCUAACUGUUGGCCUGAAACUCGGUUCUAAUGUUUUAUCCGGAUGAGUGGAUGCAACCCUAGUGAUGGAUACUGACCAUUCUACUAGUGUAGAAGCACAAAACUAAUAGUGAAAGCAGUCUAUGUUAUGAAUCUCGAACCAAUGUAAUGUCAAGCUCAAAAGGCAUCCGGUGACAAUGAGUUCUCACUCUCUCACAGAGGGCUUGGAAGCAACACUCCAGGAACGAUUGGGCAGACGGGAGUCUCAAGGCCGACUCCGGCAAUUGCAUGCUCCUAGAACAGACCUUGUGGAUUUCUCAUCGAACGAUUAUCUAUCAUUCUCACAGGACAAAGAUUUGCGCAAAGCCGUCAUAGAGCAUCUAACGAAUUUCGAGGAGCAACAACCACCAUCACCUUCAAAUAGACGAGCACUAGGAUCCGGAGGAUCCCGCUUACUAGAUGGCAACUCUGAGUUUGUCGAGUAUCUCGAAAAGAAGAUCUCUAGUUUCCAUGGUUCCCAGUCUGCACUUUUAUUCAACUCGGCUUAUGAUGCUAAUGUUGGCUUAAUAAGUUGCGUGCCGGGAGAAGGGGAUGUUAUUAUCUAUGACGACCUCAUCCAUGCAAGCAUACAUGACGGGAUGAAGCUAUCUCGUGCUACUAGAAAAAUUCCUUUCGCACAUAGUUCUAUUCUCCGGAAUGCGAGCAGACAUAGCGUUGAGAAACCUGAAAUGAAGAAUCCGGCGAUGAGAGUUAUCGAAAGUCUAGGGCUCGUCCUCAAGCAAUUGACAGAGAUGGAUCAACAUAUUAAGGGUGGAAGUUCGAACGUGUUCAUCUGUGUCGAAGCUCUUUAUAGCAUGGAUGGAGAUAUAGCGGAUCUGGAAUAUGUUUCUGCUAUAGUAAAGUCAAUGCUUCCAAAAGGAAAUGGCUACAUUAUUGUAGACGAAGCACACUCUGUUGGUGUUUUAGGAGACGGCGGUCGUGGGCUCGUGUGCCAGCUUGGCCUACAGGACCAGAUAUGGGCGCGCGUGAUAGGCUUUGGUAAAGCCGUGGGGUGCGCUGGAGGCGCCAUUCUCUGCUCUUCCGUCGCGCGCCUCUAUCUCAUCAACUAUGCCCGGACAUUCAUCUAUACUACCGCCAUGUCGUUUCCAUCACUGGCUAGUAUAAAUGUGGCCUAUGACUUUCUGAUUACUGGAAAGGCUGACAAGCGUCGAAACCAACUGAAGUUGCUCGUGGAUUAUUGCCAUAAAAGGUUGAAGAACCUUGACCAAAGCCUACAGCCCACCGUCGCUACUCUUCGCGUGCUUGGAGGUCCACCAUGCUCUCCAAUCAUUCCAUUAUUUACUAGUUAUCCGAAAAGUCUCUCUCAAUAUUGCAAAAGGUCUGGAUUCAUGGUUCGUCCGAUAGUAGCACCAACUGUCCCCCUGGGCCAAGAAAGGAUACGAAUUUGCAUCCAUGCUACCAACACAAUCGAGCAGAUUGAUAACCUAUGUAGGGCAAUUGAAAAGUGGCUUUCUCGAUUCAUCACCAGAAAUCAUAUCGAGGAAAUGGAAAGGGGCCAAACAAAUGUUAGCAUGAGUGCCGAGUUUCGAGAUUCUCUGUUAGAAAACGGAAAAGCUAAAAUUUGACAACAAUACUAGCCAUGGGCCUGGAGUUCUUCGCGCCUAUGUAUCUUGUGACUAAUUUCCUCAAUAGAAGCAUGGCCAUGUUGCACUGACAUGGGCUCUGGUGUGAUAUUGCUUGCAUUAGUAACGAGGGGAGCCAGACCCCAUCGAUCGAACAUGGCCUUAUCUUCAUCCCAGCUGUUGCAGUCUGUAGUCAACAUCUUCUCGCCAGUGAAUAUGGCGUUAGCGCCAGCCAUAAAGCACAACAUCUGCUCGCUUUCAGGCAUAGUCACUCUGCCGGCGGCCAGUCGGAUAAUCGUCGCAGGCAUUACCAAUCUGGCGGUCGCUAUACAGCGGACAAUGACCUCUAGCUUGACAGGGUCCUGACCAAACAUUGGGGUUCCUUUGAUGGGCACUAGUUUGUUGACGGGGAAUGACUCAGGAUGCUCAGGCAGGGUGGCCAAGUGUUCCCGUGAUGUGUCAAGGUUGUGGUUGUAAGCAGUUAAGCCA
Molecule: messenger RNA, 2090 nt
Organism: Xylaria bambusicola
Lineage: Eukaryota; Fungi; Ascomycota; Sordariomycetes; Xylariales; Xylariaceae
Product: PLP-dependent transferase
Exons: 3
Coding region: 177-1604 (475 amino acids)
Biological process (GO): biosynthetic process
Molecular function (GO): pyridoxal phosphate binding
Source: RefSeq, a predicted model, not a curated record